Messenger RNA from Clonostachys rhizophaga, 594 nucleotides. NCBI's taxonomy places the organism in Eukaryota, Fungi, Ascomycota, Sordariomycetes, Hypocreales, Bionectriaceae. The record is from the annotation of a GenBank genome assembly.
AUGAACGCACCAGCCAACGACAAAUCAUCCUUCACCGUCGAGGCCAAAAAACCCGACGACGUCAAGCCCGGCGAGAGCAUCAGGGUCCUCGCCACCAUCAUAGUAGGGCCCUCAGGCAACGGCAAGCGAGCCCUCCUCGACCGCCGACAGUCCGGCGGCGUGUGCCAGCUGCAGAUGCAGAUCGACGGCACCUCCGUGUACGACGCCCAGGUGUCGGCCGCCGGCGCCGGCGGUGCCACGAUGGACAUCGCCACGAACGGCGCGCAGGCGGCCACGGACAUGCCCAAGAUCAACGUCACCCAGAUCUGCGGGUCGACGCCUGUCGAGGUCACCGUCACCAACAUGUUCGUAACGAGCGUCAACGGCGGCGUGAUGAACCCGGAUGUCGGCCCCAGCUCGACUGGCUCGGGAGGUGGUGAUAACGGCGGGAGCACUACCUCGGGAACCAGGACUGGCUCAGCCACUACCAGCACUCAGAGUGCUACUGGUGGAGGUAACAACAAUAACAACGGUGGCCAUUCUGCUCUCGACGCUUCGCGGUCCUCCAUCUGGGCUCUCUGCUUGAUGGUCCCCGCCGUUGUUCUCGCUAUCUGA